Molecule: messenger RNA, 5325 nt
Organism: Solea senegalensis (Senegalese sole)
Lineage: Eukaryota; Metazoa; Chordata; Actinopteri; Pleuronectiformes; Soleidae
Product: cytosolic carboxypeptidase 4
Exons: 26
Coding region: 303-3704 (1133 amino acids)
Biological process (GO): proteolysis; protein side chain deglutamylation; C-terminal protein deglutamylation
Molecular function (GO): zinc ion binding; metallocarboxypeptidase activity
Source: RefSeq, a predicted model, not a curated record
UGCAUGUGGACGUCUGUGUUGGUGUUAGAGAGAAAAUGAGACAGACUGAUGCUUCAAGUUUCACUUGUGUGUGUGUGUGUGUUUGGGGGUGGGGGGUUGGUGUAUGCAUGCACAGGACGCUCUUUGGAUAUCCACUGUCUACCUCCCCCUGACUGACGAUCUCCAUCAGCCAGAGUGACCCUAUCCUUACUUCUGUUCGUCUGUCUGUUUGUCUCCUCUCUGUUUGUUUUAUUGUCCAUUUAUUUGUCUGUGUUUCUGAUCAACUGAACAAUCUGACUGGCACAGAGCAAGGACGAGUAAGAAUGUCAGCCUCCCCAAGCACCUCGAGCGGCUUAGAGGUCCUGCUUUCUGCCCUGCAGAAUGAAGGAGAUGUGGAGAGCACCUUGAAUAUCCUCAAUGUCCUGGAUGAACUUCUGUCAGCCGGUACUGAUCGACGUAUCACGUAUUUGAUCAGUAAAGGUGGCAGUGAGGCCUUGCUAACCUUGCUGGUCAAAACUGGCCGCAGUUUCUGUCCCAACUACACGAUUCUGCUGCCACUGCUGCACCUGCUGGCGAAAGUUGGACACAGAGACAAGCGUAUUGGUAUAAAAGCAGAGGAGGCUGACGCUGUUCUGCUGACCCUCAAUCUCCUUAAACACAACACCAAACAUGCCAGAAGGGCUGCAGCCUGUCUCUGGGUCAUUCAAGUGUUUUCCUCAUCAGUUUCUACAGCAAACCUCAUCGGAGAAAACCACGGACUGGAUGUAAUCUUUCACUUCAUCCCUCAGUAUUCUACCAAACAUCUGCACACCAUCAAGGCAGCAAUCAAUGCCUUCGCAGCUCUGCUGUGCACAAAGGCGAAUGUUUCUUCAGUGGUGUCUAAGGGUUACGUCUCUGGCUUGUUAAGGCUGUACGAGGACUGGCACAGUAAAGAUACUCAACAUGCUGCCAUAGAAAUUCGCCACGCGCUGCUGCGCUGCCUCCAUAAAGCCACCCGCAUUGCUGGAGGUAGACAGGCCUUUGUUUCCCAUGGAGGCCUCAGACUGUUAUAUCAGACCACACAGACAGGUUUGUUGUGUAAAGGCAUGGAGUGUCUGACAGAGCCCUCCGUACAGCUGUUGAGAAAGUGUCUUCCCAAAACGCCUCUACCACUGAAAUCAGAUCAGUCUGCAUACACCUUCCCUCUUCCCGGAAGACCUGCCCUUGAUGUGGAUGUGGCACCAGAUAAGAGCAGUGAGGAGAGUGAUGAUGAAUAUGCUGAUAACCAAGAGGCAGAGAACAGAGAUUAUGAUGAAGACUUGGAGACUGACCUGAACAUACUUUGUCAUCGUCCAGACCCAGAUAGACCUAAAGGGCUGCUGCAACAGUAUGGACGCCUCUGUCCUGAACUCUCACACGACUUUGAGGAAUUGGUUCUGAGUUCAGAGCCAGAGAAGAGCUCGCCAUCACCAUCAUCGUCAUCAUCUUCAUCAUCAUCAUCAUCAGAUGAGGAAACCGUGCUGCAAAGCACUUUCUCUGCUAAAUCGUCCAGGAAGGACAGGAAGAAGAGCAACUCCAGCAGUGAUUCAUCCUCCUCUUCUUCAUCUCACUCAGAGACAGAGGGAAAAACACCAGCCACUGCCCAGGUAGAAGCCUGUGAUUUCCACAGUCACAGCAGCAUCUUAGCCUGCAGGACCAUGGUUCCAGAUGUUAGGGGAGACACCCCUCCAGGUCUGGGAGGAAAAGAGCCGGUUGAUGAGGAGGAGGAAGAAGACGAAGAAUUCCACCAUUGUCCCAUAAUAGACAGGUUACUGAAGAGACACGGAGCCUGUAUUUCGCACCAUGACCCCAAGCUGUACCGAGCUGCAGCUGCCAAAACCAAGUCGAUUCCAGGGUUCAGCAUCCUGGCUUUCCCUGAUUUCUGGGGUCACCUUCCUCCCCCAGGAAAUGAACGCAUGGCCCCUCGCAACCCCAACACACAAAGACAGAAAGUGUUCAACGAUAUCCUGCGUUUCUUGAAUGCUGCUGACAUCAUUAAUCAAGUUGUCUAUGACCUAGAGGACAGCAGUCUUCAGUGUCCAUCUGAUUCUUUGAGGUUUUUCUCAAAGUUUGAGUGUGGGAACUUGAGGAAGGCAGUUCAAAUCCGCAGAUAUGAAUAUGACCUCAUAUUGAACUCCGAUGCCAACUGUUCCCAACACAGCCAGUGGUUCUACUUUGAAGUCAGUAAUAUGGUAGCUGACGUUCCCUACCGUUUCAAUGUCAUCAACUGUGAGAAAUGCAACAGUCAGUUCAACUAUGGAAUGCAGCCGGUGCUGUACUCAGUAAGAGAAGCUCUGGAAGGUAACCCACACUGGGUGAGGACUGGAACUGAAAUUUGUUAUUACAGAAACCACUAUUGUCCUGCUCAGGACAGAAGUAGAGCGACCUUUUAUACUCUGACGUUCACCAUCACCUUCAAACACAAUGAGGACGUGUGCUACCUGGCCUACCAUUAUCCCUACACAUACUCUGCUCUGAAGGCUCAUUUGAAGGUGCUGCAGAAAUCCGUGGAUCCUUCCAAGGUGUUCUUCCGGCAGCAGAGUCUUUGCAACACGUUAGCUGGAAACCUGUGUCCACUGGUCACCAUCACUGCCUGUCCUGCCAGCAGAGCCUGGAAAGACAUGCACCAGCUACGUAAUCGCCCCUGUAUCAUGCUGACGGCCCGUGUCCAUCCUGGUGAGUCCAAUGCCAGCUGGGUGAUGAAGGGCACCCUGGAGUUUCUGUGCAGCAGUGAUGUGGUGGCCCAGAGUCUGAGGGAGGCUUUUGUCUUCAAGAUAAUCCCCAUGCUCAACCCAGACGGAGUCAUCAAUGGCACGAAUCGCUGUGAUCUCAACUGUGAGGAUCUGAAUCGUCAGUGGCGUAAACCGGACCCUGUCCUCAGUCCAACCAUCUACCACGCCAAAGGCUUCCUGUAUUACCUCAGCAGUGUGGGGCGGACUCCACUGGUUUUCUGCGACUACCACGGUCACUCCAGAAAGAAAAACAUGUUUCUGUACGGCUGCAGUGUGAAGGAGACUCUCUGGCAGUCUGGAUCUGCAGUUGACACGUUGAGGUUUAAAGAGGACCCAGGAUAUAGAACCAUUCCAAAGACACUGGAUCGUAUUGCACCAGCCUUUUCUUUCAACAGCUGCAGUUAUUUGGUGGAGAAGUCCCGCUCUGCCACAGCCAGGGUGGUCGUCUGGAGGGAGAUGGGUGUGUUGAGAAGUUAUACCAUGGAGAGCACUUACAACGGUUGUGACCAGGGAAUAUACAAGGGCCUGCAAACAGGAACCAGGGAGCUGCAGGAGUUGGGGUUGCAUUUUUGCCACAGUCUGCUGUCUGUAACCAAAGACACGAGGACUCUUUUCAUAAAGCCACUCUUGAACCACUUCGACCUGGGUCACAAAAUCAUGGACCACAACUCUCACAACUGUUUUGAAGAUGACGAGCCUCCGUGUGUCGAGGAGAUCGAGUACUCAACGGACUGUCCCAAACUGAAAGGCACAGAUCUGGAUUCGGAUGUCAAUAGCAACAUGGCCCGUGCAGACGAAAAGGACGACGGCGACGGGGAUGACGGGGGUCACAGUGGAGCAAAGCAGCGGCAAAGCAGCUGUGGUCAGCCCCAGCAGUCAAGCAUGAAGGGCUGCAUAUUCCCUCACUCAGUCAGACAGGAGUCAGCUCAGAAGAGAAAGGGUGUGAGCAUCAUCAAUGGACAAAUCACAAGCUAAAGGGAUAUGUCUUAAUAUUUACCUGAGGUGCAAGUGUAGUCAGAGGCUGGGCAUUGUUUUCAUCUAUCUGUGUGUGUGUGUCCAGAUGAUUAACAUAUAUCUGACCGGUCAAAGGUCAAGAUCAACAAAAAUAUACAAAAUGCACUUUUUCAAACAUAUCUUCACAAAUAACAAAUAACACAAGGAGAGAGAGAGAGAGAGAGAAAAUCCAGACCUUACAUUGAUCACAAAGUAAUUCCCCAUGAGUGAGUUCAUGAAUAAGAAAAUGGUUCCAUACCUAUUUCAAAAAUCCAUUUUUUAAACUUGUCAUGCAGACUUGUGUAUAUAUAUGUAUAUAUAUACAUAUAUAUAUAUAUAUAUGCCUCUGUAGAUAGUGAGUGGUGAUAAUAAUUUAAAAUUAAAACAUUUUUUUAAAAUUAAAAAUUAAAAAACGCAUGCAAACAGCUGAUCUGUAGCUUAUUCUUUACCAGUCAUGUGUCUAAAUUGUAUCACUGUGAAAGGGCAUCAUUACAGAAUGACAGUCUUUCACCUAGUGAUAGAGCAACACAGCUAACAGAAUACAUAACUGAGGACAAACAAAGUGUUUCCACAUAUACUGUUGUCACAAACAAACUAGGACUUCUCAUACGCACCGACAGCAACACUAUUUUACUGUGGACUGAAUUACAACCACACCACCUAAAAACAAGCAUACUACAUGUUACAAUAUUUUCCUUCAACCCAGUGAGAACGAUCAAUCUGAUGAAUUUAUUUUUGAAGAUCAAUCUUUCCUGAUCCUUAAAAAAAAUAUUGUCAAAAUGAAUGAAUUAGUUCAUGUGUGUGUAUAUAUAUAUAUUUAUGUGUUGUUGUUUUUUUUUAGAUGACUGUGUUUUAUUUUUGUUUGCUCAUUUCGACUCUUUGGUACGUGGGAUAGUCAGUUUGUAUUUAGCAGAUCAAACUGCGUUGAUUGUUGCUGUUGUGUCCUUUUGCUUGUAGGGAUUUACAGGAUUACUUGAAAACACAUCAGCAUUAGUUGUUGUUUGUAGAGACCUGUGUAUAAAGUGUAGUCGCAUUCAGGGGUGAUGUUGCAUAUUGCACCCAACUCUACUGAUUUCUGACUUCUGCAAACAAACAUGGCAGCACAACACAAAACUGCUCCUGUGUGAUAUAUAAAGGAAAACACAAAUUCAUGAAAACAAAAGACAAUUUUAAAUGAGAUAUUCAAUUUCCGUUGUUCAAUUGUUCUCCCGAGAAUCCACACGCCACCUACAGUAUGUUUACAUUCAGUGCCAAAGCAUGGCAAAAAAAGUGAGGUAGCGGACGUCAAGAUGAAGCACACAGUUUUGAUGUCGCUGCCCUGUUUUCUGCCAGCAAUCAUAGUUUAUCUACAUCCUUGACCUUUCUUAACUUGAAGAGGAUGCGUCUUAAUGUCCCCUACAGAGGGAUAACAAGGCACGACUUGAUGACAUAAAUGAAGAGCACCAGUAGCUGUUGAGAUGGUUUUAAGUUGAAUGUUUUUCAUCAGUCCCAUUGAUUCCUCAUGUUCCCUUUUAUUCAUUGAAACUAUUCAUUUGCAUCUAUUUUAUAUAGCUAUGCCAACUUUUCCACCUCCUUCAACUUUAAUAAAAUAUUUUUGACUUUU